Molecule: messenger RNA, 1239 nt
Organism: Sodiomyces alkalinus F11
Lineage: Eukaryota; Fungi; Ascomycota; Sordariomycetes; Glomerellales; Plectosphaerellaceae
Product: FMN-linked oxidoreductase
Exons: 2
Coding region: 1-1239 (412 amino acids)
Biological process (GO): tRNA dihydrouridine synthesis
Cellular component (GO): cytoplasm
Molecular function (GO): tRNA dihydrouridine synthase activity; flavin adenine dinucleotide binding
Source: RefSeq, a predicted model, not a curated record
AUGGCGUCCGACAUCAAAAAGGUGCCGAUUCCCCACCGAGGGGUAGACUACAGAGGCAAAGUUGUCCUUGCGCCCAUGGUGCGGUCCGGCGAGCUCCCUUCACGACUCCUGGCUCUUCGUUACGGCGCAGACCUGGUAUGGGGCCCUGAAACGGUCGACAAGGCGAUCAUCGGCACCACGCGCAAGGUGAACCCUAUCACCAACACCAUCGACUUCACUCGAGUCCCUUCAUUCGGCCAGAAACAUCCACCCCCGGACGCGAAAGAGUCUGUUGUCUACAGCAUACACCCCGAGAAGGAAGCUGGGAAACUCGUGUUCCAAAUCGGCACCUCUGACCCGGAUCUCGCCGUCCAGGCGGCCAGGCUGGUGGCGGGGGAUGUCUGGGGCAUCGACGUCAACGCCGGUUGCCCGAAACCGUUCAGCACGCAUUCCGGCAUGGGUGCGGCCCUCCUCCGGACACCCGACAAGCUGUGCUCCAUCCUCGAAGCACUCGUCCAGAACAUCAUGCCCGAAUUCGAGAUCGGCAUCAGCGUGAAGAUACGUCUGCUCGAGACGGCGGCCGAGACGGAGGCGCUCGUGCGGAGACUCGUCGCCACGGGGAUAACGGGUCUGACCAUCCACUGCCGGACGACCCCGAUGCGGCCCCGGGAGCGUGCCAUUCGGGGCCAGCUGCGCAUGAUCGCGGACAUUUGCCGCGAGGCGGGCGUCGCCUGCGUCAUGAACGGGGACGUGGAGAGCCGCGACCAGGCAGCCAAGCUGGUGGAGGAAUUCGGCGUCGACGGCGCCAUGAUCGCCACCGCUGCGGAAAAAAACCCGAGCUGUUUCAGGAGCGAGGCGGACGGAGGGCUCGCGCCGUGGGACCAAGUCGUCGGGGAGUACGUGAAGCUGACCAUGGACGUCGGCAACAAGUUUGGCAACACCAAGUACCUCCUCACGCAGAUGAUUCCCGGCAAGCAGGACGCCUACAAAAAGUGUCACGCCACGAAAUGCUACACCCAGCUAUGCGAGGCUUUGGGUCUUGAGCAGUUGCAGGAACAAGCGAGGGAGACGGAUUUGCUGCUUGACAUCGAUCCGACGAAAUCGAGGAAAAAUAAAAAGGCUAAUAAUAAGAGCGCCGUGGCGGCAGGCGGAAACAUGGCCAACACCCGCUCUGAUGAGUCUCGCAAGAAGAACCUGUCAAGUCGCGGCGUUACGGCGGCACAGGAGGCUCCUCAAGCUGCCGUGGCUCUUUCGACCUAG